Molecule: messenger RNA, 992 nt
Organism: Juglans microcarpa x Juglans regia
Lineage: Eukaryota; Viridiplantae; Streptophyta; Magnoliopsida; Fagales; Juglandaceae
Product: pathogenesis-related protein PR-1-like
Exons: 1
Coding region: 91-636 (181 amino acids)
Cellular component (GO): extracellular region
Source: RefSeq, a predicted model, not a curated record
CCAACAUGAGUUCACACUUUAUAUUUACCCCGGUCCCAAUCCACAACUGCUCCCGAGUUCUUAAUUUGCAAAUGCUAUGUGCAUCUGUACAUGCAAAUGAAGUCCGUAAUGAAACCUUCGGAAUUUCUCCAAAUGCGCAUGUAUUUGUGCAGUACCGUCACUAUUUUUCUCCUGAUAAUCUCAAGCACGCACGCCGUCACAAAGCAAGGCCAGUACCUAAGCCUCGCAAACCAAUUCUUGGCACCACACAAUGCUGCUCGCUCUACCCUCAGACUGCGGCCAUUGAUGUGGGAUCCAAAACUGGCACGCUACGCACAAUGUUACGCCAAUCAAAGGCGCUUUGACUGUGCCUUGAGGCACUCUAACGGGCCCUAUGGCGAGAACAUCUUCUGGGGAAGUGGCAACGGCUGGACAGCAUCUCAGGCAGUGACGGCAUGGGUUUCGGAGCGAAAGUGGUACAAUUACCGGUCAAACUCGUGUGCCGGUGGACAGCAGUGUGGGCAUUUUACUCAGAUAGUGUGGAGGACAACAAGGAGAGUUGGGUGCGCCAGGGUGAUUUGUUCUGUUGGUAGAGGUGUGUUCAUGACUUGCAACUACGACCCUCCUGGAAAUUAUAUUGGCGAAAGGCCAUAUUGAUCAUCGAUGUUUUCGGUUGCGCGAGCAUGCAUAAAACAUUGCGGGCCGGCUACUGUGAGUGGGUGCUCAUAAGGCUUUGUUUUAAUAAUAUUGUUUGUGCAUAGCAGCAGCCAGAUGCAGGCAAUAUUCAUGGACAGUACUGAGCGUUGGGUCCUGACAACGCUGGCCUGCCUGUGAAUAUCCUGCAUGUGUGCUAUCCAACAUGUCAUUGGAGGUUUCAGUUCCUUCAUGAGUUAUCUAGUACCUUUUCGGUUCGUUCUUGAAAACUUGUAGCAUCUCAUGAUCCACGAACAUCUGUCUUGACGGCCCAUUAAUAUGUGGCUCUAAAUAAAAGGUCUUCUUUAAUUAUCAGCAAA